AUGCCCGUGCGCAGAGGGCUGGGAGGUUCCAUUGUGGCAAGAUUUGAAGCUGCACGGAAACAGCAACCGCAAGAUGAUGGCGCAGUGAAGCCCGAACCAGAGGUUCUGUGGACCUGGCAUGAGGAGGAGUCCCGGCCCGUUCUGCUCCCGACCUCUCUGAAAAACCACUUUUCAGAGGGGGCGCUCGUUCGGGUCAAGUUUUCCGAGAAGCCAGACUUCCCGUUUUUCGUCCGAGCGCAUACGGAGUCCUUCUCAGAGAAGCUGAAGACCGGUACAAUUUCGAUUUUGAAGUCUAUUCUGAAUGCUGCAAGUCUCACGGGAGAUAUAGAGAAAAAGGCGAAGCUAGUCUUGGCCGAAGAGAAGGAGGCCGCUCUGAAGGAGAUGGUCAUGGUCAUCGGUGACACGUACAUGUCAAAGCGCGAUUUGUGGCAGCUGCAGCUGGCAAUGAUGCAGCACAAGGGGCGGCUGAUCUAUCGCGGUUUCCGACAAAACUUUUGUGAGCACGUUCCCUCCAGCAGCAUAGACAAGCUCGUCUCAGCAGAUGGGAAAGCCGCUGCGUGUGGCAUGGUGGGCGUGAAGACUGAUGUUGCCUUCAGGUCGUCCAGCACGCACAUGUUUCUGCUCAUCGAGGUGAGCGCUGAGCUGUUUUCCUUCGGCCUCUUUGGAAGAUACUACUGGGAAGUUCUCCUGGAGUGCUUUGGUCAGUGCCUCGAACGGGCAUGCGCGGUGCCAUCUGGAAAGCGGAGCACCAGCCACUUCCUGCGCAUCAUUCUCUUUGCGCGGGCCAAGGAAGAUUCCGAGUCAACGAACGAAGAGACUUCGCAAAAAGCUUCGCCGAGGUCGCCCAACCGCCAGGCCUUUACAGCCGUAGGGCCUGCCCCUGACCAGAAGGACCUCUAUGACGUGAUUUUCGAGGGCUAUGCCUCCACAAUGCCACCGGCACGCGAACUGCGAAAUCGAGUGGCGCGCGUUUUUCUCACACUCAUGGAAGAAGAGGAUCGAUACAAGCGAGAUCCGGAUUCCUGGCCAAGACGACAGAGCAGCAGUUCGUCUGAGGGCGAGGCAGCAUCCUGCUGGCAGGGCAUCCGGUAUGGCGAAUUGGUGGAGUCCCAUCAAGGCAACACUCUGGAGUGUCUGAAUCUGGCUCUGGAUCACUUCGACCAGACUCAUCUGGACAGGUAUCUCAAAGUCAGCGGUCAGGUGGUAAUCAUUCUCACCGCUGGGAGUGGGCUCAUUCGAAGCCGCACCCGGGAGCUGUACAUGUUGACCAACCGCCGCUGCAUCUCAUCCGGCCACCAGUCUUUCCAGAUCGUCAGCGUCCGGGAUCCACCUUUUCAUCGGGUGCCCUGGAUCAUGUGGCCGCAAAGUCCGUCCAUCUCCGCCCUCUCCGUACCCUCGCGGACGUCACACGAAACAGAGGCGGACAAGCUCUCGCCAUUCCCGCGCUGGCUCUCCUUCAUCUCCUACCAGGAAGGCCGCCUCUCCCCGUGCUGGACGGAAGAGGACUCGGUCAGCGCUUCGUUCCUCCCGUUCAUCGACCAUGAGCAGAACCACGGUUUGCAAUGGACUCCGCCAGUCCUGCCGCUGAUCCAAGAAUCGUAUCCUCGUGAGAAAGACGAGCGCCCAACCAUGUCUCCGAAGUCGAUGCCGACGUUUCAGGACGAGACGGUGCUACGAGCUUUCCGCGCAUCUUCCAACCAGAAAACAUGGGACGAGAUUAGGCUGCCGCGUUUGAGCUCGGCUAUGAGUGAGUCGACGAAGACGGUGACCGAAUAUCUCCCCACGCAAUACACUGUCAACCCAUUGCGUUUCGGACAAGAGGAAGGCGCACAGCUGAACCUGAUGCAAGACCUCGUGGGCCUGCGCCUGGCCGCUCUCGGUGGCACCCAGAUCACCAGGAAUGUGAACUACAACGUGUACAACUGGCCCGCGCAGGGCAUGGCGGACGAUGAGGAGGACAAGCAGAGUCCAUGGCAGGUGCAUGGCAACCUCCUCCCAAAAUCUCUGCACCAGCUCACUGUGCAAGCGGCUUGUGGGUCUGAGUGGAGGUUUGCGCCGAGAGAGACGGACCUUACUGUCGGCAAGAAGGAGCACUUUCAACUGGACAGAGAUAAAGCCACCAGCUUCCUCUACGAGCGGUUCUUUGUGCACCUGACCUCUCGAUGGGGCCAGGAAGGCCCCGGGCCGCCAGAAACGACCUGGAUCGAAUCUCGCACGGUCUUCCAUCUAAACGAGCGUUUGGAUUGGAACUACUUGGACCAGGUGUUGGCAGGUGUUUACAGAAUACCACCUGCACUGCCAUACCCGGUGGAUCGCCGCAACCUCAACGACCCUCUGAUCAGGAAAGACAGCUCGAGCUUGUCUCUGUCCGGAGACACUCGCGAUGGCUGGCAGCUUAGAGGAGCAUUGAAGCAGCAUCUGCUCAUGCUCAUGCCCAAGUCCUGCUUGGCUUCGUCGCAUGCCGAGAUCUUCAGGUGCGUCUUGUCCCACCUGGAGGGCAAGAUAGUCCUAGGCAAAGACCCCUUCGAUGCGUUUGAGCAAAGCGGGAGCUUUGAGAAGAAUCGGGAGCUUAUCAUGGAGGCACUGAGCAAAAGACAGGAGUAUGUCCGCGAUCAGUUGGCAGAAGAUCAGAGCCUGCCAUCUCGCCAAACUUCGAGGAGCGAAGUGAACCCUACAGACGGCCGGCGUCACAGUGCCACUGGUUCAAGUUCAAUCCAGGAGUUUCUCUACUUCGGUCUCGAUGGCUUGGGAGAUUCCGCGGACGCACCUCAGGAGCAGCCGCCCGUUUCCCGCAACACGACAACUGUGACUACUGCUUUUGACAACAUCGGGACGGUGGCACAGGAUGAUGUCGACCCCAACGACGACCCGAAGAAGCUGCUUGAGGACUUCGAUGAAAUUCGAUCGCAGACGGUCGAAAGGUUCAAGUCAUUCCAGGAAGGACUUCGCAGGCUGCUCUUCGGACGAAUGCCCAAUGAGCAGUUCGAGAAAGAGCUUCUGGACAUUGAUACCAACUCCGUGCACUUCACCGUGGGAAGAGGAGAGAAAGAAGUGUCAGUUUGCAGGGCGGAGCUGGGGACAUCAUUCACCCAGAGCCGGGACUGGUUUGGAUUCUUCUACGACGAUGUCUUCUGCCCUCCCAAAUUCUUUCACCUCGUGGUCGAAUGGAUGGCAUGCUCCUCCAUACAUUUGGCAUCCUUCUUCACCAAGCUGGAGAAGCUGGCAUCUGAGCACGGUUUCCGGCUUUUGCGGCUGCCAAUCUGUGUCUUGUUCCCGCAGCCUGCACCGGCGUGGGUCUGGAGCGAGGAUCAGGAGACCAACUUUGAUCGGCUUCCCUUUUACCCACGGCCACGGGUCAGCUUCCCCAAGAGUCGUGAUCGCGAUCGGGCGGAGCAAGUCUAUGCGAAGCUUCUUGAGGCCUGGCUGCAGCCACCGCUGAACUUGCACUUCAUCUUCUCAUGCCCCAUCCAGGAUUUCAAGGCCUACCCCAUCGUGGCUGAGGAGGAUCCCCGGAGAACGACGGCCAACCGAGAGGUCUACCAACGACUCAAAGGAUGGGUUCUUUGCGAUUCCGAUGGCCUCGCUCUCGUGACACUUCGGGAAGAGGGUAUCAUGUUCUUUGAGAACCACAUACAGGUUUUUGAAGCUCGCACAGAAGAGCGAGUCCAGUCCAACCUGAAGAAGGUGAACCAACUGCGAAGCAAGUUCUUCGAAGUCACCAAGGAGAUCCUUAAGCUGUGGGAGACGUAA
Molecule: messenger RNA, 3750 nt
Organism: Symbiodinium sp. CCMP2456
Lineage: Eukaryota; Dinophyceae; Suessiales; Symbiodiniaceae
Source: the annotation of a GenBank genome assembly